UAAACUCCAAAAGGCCUAGCAACAUCCUUACAAUUAGCCGUAUAUCGGUGACAAGUCGGUUGAUCUUACAGAUAGUAGAUAAUAGUAAAAUAAAUAUUAUGGAACAUAGCAUCCCCAACCCCACUAUGUUUUACGCUGCCUUGCAAUAAGCCUCCUUGAAGCCUCCCGAGGGGGGCGUUGACUUUAGACUUCGCCAGCCUCGGCUCUCGCCUCUCGCCUGCCCAUCACUCACUUAAAACCGCUGUAUACUCUUUGCUAAGGCCCUCAGCCCUCAACAACAAGGCACAGGUCCUUACUGAGACAGCUGAAAAUUGUGAUUGCAAUUUUUUUGCAAUGAUAGGUGGUCAGUUACGGCCGCUGGCAGCGCGGGCCUUGGCCUGCGCUGUACGAAAUCGUGUGCUCAGUGGGACACCUGCGCCUGCCAAUGAAGAGGAAGCAGAGCGGUCACCAAAACCAAACCAGCGGCCACGGAGCAGCCGUAUGGUUGCCGCCGCCUUUGCCAAACUGGAGCCCAACAUUGAGGAAAAGAUUUCCUCUGCCGGCAGGUCUGUGGAAAAUCUUCUGGUCGCUGCCGCUGACUCGGGGGUGCAACGAGAGCAUGCCUUGAAGAUUGUGGCCGCCUUGGCCGAGAGAGCGGCCGCCGAGGGGCCAGCGGCUGCGGCUAAGUUUGAGACAGAUCCUCGAUUUGUGCGACUGUGUCGAAUACUUGGUCAGCAAAGCAACAAGCAAUUGGCUUCUAAGCAUGAUUUGGCCACUGUUCUUGGCGUGGCCGCCGAUGAUGAAGCGGCAAAAAUGGCCCAGUCGCUCACAACAGAGCAAACUAUAAAAGUGAUGUCAUCCUUAGCGUCUAAGAAAAGAAGAACAGUACCCUUAUUAAAGGCACUUUCUGAAAACCUAUGUCGAAACCAGCAAAACCUUUCUGUAAAACAGGCUUCAGACUUGCUGUACACUUUAGCAGUUUUAAAUUUUCCAGAUGAGGGGCUUUUGGAUAAAAUUCAGCAAGGUUUGCAAGAAAACUUGGCAGGCAAUAAGCACCCCGCACCUGUUGGCUCUGCAUUGACCAGCUUAGGUAUUUUGCGAUACAGAGAUGCAGCUCUUUUGGACGUUUUUUCUGAGUGGAUUGUUCAACACAGUGAGCAGUGCCGCCCGCAAGACCUUGUCUCAUUUUUACUCACUUUAGCAAACACUGGAUAUGAACCUUCAAAUUUUGAAGCUGCACUUAAAGUGGUUCUGGGGCGUCUCUCCUCUCCGAAAGAAUUACCAUCAGCACUAGCAUGGCUGGAAACAGUUUGGGCCCUCACUGUAUUAGGACGUCUUGAAGCUUCACAAGCUGCAUCUGUUCUUGAGGCUGGUUUUCUCGGGCAGCUCAGAUCAACUUCUGCUUUUGGACCAUCAGCAUACUUAAAAUUGUUGAACAUUGAUGCCUCAGCUGAACUGGAAUUGAAAGACUAUAAAGGUCAAAGACUUCAAAAGUUGGAGAUUGAGAAUAUACUGCAGAGGUCGAGGAGCAAAGAAACUUUAAUCAAAAACGUCGUCGAUGCUCUUCAGAAUUUAUUCCCCAACCAAGGAUUCCUUAAUUUACAAUAUAACUCUGGUAUGGGUUUCAUGGUUGACGCAGAGUGCCAAGUGGAUGCCAAAGGCAACCCCCUCCCUUUGGAUAAGCCACCCCCAGCAAAGACCAAAAUGGCAAAAAUUGCAGUGCUGGUCUGGGAGUAUAAUGAUCUUUGUCGAAGAGUGAGUGAACCCACAGGUCCCAACAAGUUGGCUGUAAGACUUCUGCAGGCACAAGGCAUUAAAGUGCUCCAGGUGCCGCACAUGGAAUUUAAUCCAAUUGAAAAACUUGUUCAGCGGGUGCAAUAUCUUGAAAGGAAAUUGAAGGCAUUAGCCAAGGAGAGAAAGAAAUGACAAAAGAUAAAAAAGUAUUUUUAAUCUUGGCUGUUCUUAUCUAGAUGCUAAAAUAGUAAUGCCCCGUAAUUGGUGUUAAUAGGUGAUAAACAAUGCAAUUAAAUUUCAUGCAGUUACAUUUGUUAUUAAUUGGAUGUAAAGUUCCAAUUAAGCCAUUUAUUUAUGUAAACAUAAAUCAAUAAAUGGUAUCACAUA
This is a messenger RNA of Neocloeon triangulifer, 2100 nucleotides long. Its product is annotated as FAST kinase domain-containing protein 4. The record is from RefSeq and is a predicted model, not a curated record. Bases 334 to 1905 code for a protein of 523 amino acids. Gene Ontology annotation, molecular function: RNA binding. The transcript has 7 exons. Gene Ontology annotation, biological process: regulation of mitochondrial mRNA stability; mitochondrial RNA processing. NCBI's taxonomy places the organism in Eukaryota, Metazoa, Arthropoda, Insecta, Ephemeroptera, Baetidae. Gene Ontology annotation, cellular component: ribonucleoprotein granule; mitochondrial matrix.